GGCGUCAUGGCGUCAUGACGUCGCACUAGGUUUGUUUACUGUCUUGAGCGUGGCGGGGCGCUAAUGGUACAGAUUUUUCAUACUGUAAACAGUCUCUUCAUCCUCCGUACACGAAGUAACAGCACUGUGCCGAGGUACAGCUCCGCGACUACCGGCUGUGGCAUCCGUUCGUAUUAGGCAGACUUGAAAAACACUUCGUGCUGUUUUAUUUCAACACAGUCCUGCGACGCUGGAACUGAACUCGGAUAUCAAAACAUGGAGCUGCUUUACCAGCAUCUAAACCCACAACGCUAACGUUAGCACGGCUAACUAUCACCCUGCCAGGCUUUGGCGUUUCAGAUGAAUACUCUCAUCUUGUUGUCCUGAAACUUGCGGUUGCAUAGCCGACAGAUUCGCGUUUGAUACGGAAGUCAAUAGGACGAGGAACGAGUCUUUAUUUAAUGUAAACAUCCCGCUGUCUCUUACGCUUGUCAAUUAGCAGCUGCUGCCAUUGGAAAUGGCACAGUUAAGCUAGCUAGGUUGCUAUCCGAGUAAUUGUUGCUGAAUGGAGUGGAGUUUUCUUGAGUAUUGCCACACAGACUAGAAUAAAGUGAAGUAUCAGUUGACAGUUCAGGAAGACGGUGUCAGACAAAAUGUUGUUGAGGAGUUGCUGGAAAUCUCGACAUAAAGACAGCUCUGGACCUGCUCCUUUUUUGAUCCGGCCCGGAUUGGCAGCCCUGCUCUGGUUAUGUGUGACCCAGUUAGCUUGCGGCAGUGGGGCGGUGGGGGAAAUCAAAAAUGUGAUCCAGAAAGAUGCAGAGUUUGAUGUCACCUAUAAUGACACGGUUACAAGUUUAAACCAGACCAUCUAUGCUUUCAAUCACACUGUCUCCAGGAAUAAGACAGAGGGAGUGCACGUGUCUGUGGAUGUGUUGUCACAGGGUUUGGAGAGUCCUAUCCUGUUUGUGGUACGGCAGAAGCAAGCUGUGCUGUCUUUCCAAGUCCCCCUCAUCCUAAGGGGCCUCUACCAGAGGAAGUACCCUUACAAUCAUGUGGGCCGGACAUUGUGCCAGCCACCGACCCGGGCUGCCUCUGAAACCCAGUACUUUUUUGUGGACGUGUCUACCUUGUCCAGCCAGGGUACAAACUACCACCUCAGGGUCAGCCGUGUUGAAAGCUUCACCCUUCAGACAGACAAGAAAUUCAGCUUCACCGCAUCACCAUCCCAACCUCAGUACUUCAAGUAUAUCUUUCCAGACGGGGUGGACACAGUGAUCGUCAAGGUCAACUCAGUCAUGAACUUCCCCUGCUCCGUGAUGUCCAUCCAGGACAUCCAGUGCCCUGUCUAUGACCUUGACAACAAUGUGGCCUUCAUUGGGAUGUACCAGACUAUGACCAAAAAAGGGGCUAUCACUGUGCAGAGGAAGGAUUUUCCCAGCAACAGUUUCUAUGUGGUAGUAGUGGUAAAAACAGAGGAUGAGGCAUGUGGCGGUCCGCUGCGCUUCUACCCUCUGCGACCUGAUGAGCUGAUCGAUGCUGGCAACCGCAGCAAGGUCCUCGACGUGAUAGUCUCCCCUGCAAUCAACUCAAAGGUGUAUGUGACGGGCAUGCUGUUCUGUCUGGGUAUCUUCUUGUCCUUCUACCUGCUCACCUUCCUGGUGGCCUGUCUGGAGUACAAGCGAAUGAAUAAGAAGAGGGAGGUGUUUCAGAACCCUGCUGACAUGUCGCCUGCUGAGACAGCCUCUCUGCUUGGGAAGAACGGAGAUGGCAAGAUUCCAGCCUCGCCGUGUGAAUAUGGCUCCUUUGCUGACAACGGCAGCACACUGAGUUCUGAGGUCAUCACUGACAGUGCCAACUCAACCGAUAACAACUACGGAUACAUGGAGCGAUCAUUGGACAGCGUUGGGCGAAGCAGGCAGGAAUCUCUGAGCUCUGUGGAGGAGGAUGACUAUGACACGCUGGAUGACAUCAACUCAGACAAAAACAUUGUCCGCACCAAGAAAUUUCUGUGUGUGUCUGACCUGGCCCGCAAAGACAAGAGGGUCCUCAGCAAGAAAUACCAAAUCUACUUCUGGAACAUUGCCACCAUUGCUGUGUUCUACGCCCUGCCAGUCAUCCAGCUGGUCAUCACCUAUCAAACGGUUGUCAAUGUCACAGGGAACCAGGACAUUUGCUACUACAACUUCCUGUGUGCCCACCCCCUGGGAGCUCUUAGUGCAUUCAACAACAUACUCAGUAACCUUGGUUACGUGAUGCUGGGACUGCUCUUCCUCCUUUUUGUCCUCAAGAGAGAUAUUGUCCACAAUCGAGCCCUGGUCCGUAACGAUCUCCAUGCGCUGGAAUGUGGUAUCCCAAAGCACUUUGGUCUGUUUUAUGCCAUGGGAACUGCUCUGAUGAUGGAGGGCUUGCUCAGUGCCUGCUACCAUGUCUGUCCCAACUACACCAACUUCCAGUUUGACACCUCAUUCAUGUACAUGAUUGCCGGGCUCUGUAUGUUGAAACUGUAUCAGAAGAGACACCCGGACAUCAAUGCGAGUGCUUACACUGCCUACGCCUGCCUGGCUGCAGUCAUCUUCUUUUCCGUGCUGGGAGUGGUGUUUGGGAAAGGAAACACAGUCUUCUGGAUCGUUUUCUCAGUGAUCCACAUUCUGGCCACUCUCCUCCUCAGCACACAGCUCUACUACAUGGGCCGAUGGAGGCUCGACUCUGGGAUCCUGCGCAGGAUGGUGUACGUCAUCUACACAGAUUGCAUCAGACAGUGCAGUGGACCUAUGUAUAUUGACCGUAUGGUUCUGCUCGUAAUGGGGAACAUAGUCAACUGGUCUCUAGCUGCCUACGGCCUGAUAGAGAGACCUAAUGACUUUGCCUCCUACCUGUUGGCCAUCGCCAUCUGCAACCUGCUGCUCUACUUUGCCUUCUACAUCAUCAUGAAGCUGCGGAGUGGUGAGAGAAUCCAGUGUCUGGCGUUGGUGUGUAUUUUCUUCACGGCUGUCGUGUGGGGAUUUGCACUGUAUUUCUUCUUCCAGGGUCUCAGCACUUGGCAGAAAACACCAGCAGAGUCUCGUGAGCACAACAGGGACUGUAUCCUGCUUUCAUUCUUUGAUGACCACGACAUUUGGCACUUCCUCUCCUCCAUCGCCAUGUUCGGAUCCUUCCUGGUCCUCCUGACUAUGGAUGACGACCUUGACACCGUCCAGAGAGACAAGAUCUACGUCUUCUAGACUUGUCGGAUCUUUGGCGACGAGCUCAGCUCUUCCUCUCUGCCUUAGCGCCCUUCUUUCUCUCCUUUUGCGUCUCCUUCAUGUUCUCAAAGAGCACAGUCAGUAGCUUGGUUUUCCCAGACUGUCGAUGGGCGUGUCUCCACCUCUCACAGCCAAUCAAACAGUCCUGGAAGGGGUGUAGCCCCCCCUGCAGUUGCAUGGACACUAAUGUGCCAAUGAAGAACUGGAUCUACAUUGAAUGAAGUGUUUUGUCCGCUGCCACCAUCAAAAUAACUGUUGUGAUCGAUGUUUACUUACUGAUGACGAUAAAAAUGUACACACUUGCUUAAAAAAAAAAAAAAAAAAAAAAAAAAAAA
Messenger RNA from Xiphias gladius (swordfish), 3556 nucleotides. It is a transcript of the gene sidt2, whose product is annotated as SID1 transmembrane family, member 2. The transcript has 26 exons. The coding region runs from base 633 to 3200 and encodes 855 amino acids. The record is from RefSeq and is a predicted model, not a curated record. Gene Ontology annotation, cellular component: membrane. NCBI's taxonomy places the organism in Eukaryota, Metazoa, Chordata, Actinopteri, Istiophoriformes, Xiphiidae.